Messenger RNA from Cyphellophora europaea CBS 101466, 975 nucleotides. RefSeq lists its product as uncharacterized. The coding region runs from base 1 to 975 and encodes 324 amino acids. The record is from RefSeq and is a predicted model, not a curated record. Lineage: Eukaryota; Fungi; Ascomycota; Eurotiomycetes; Chaetothyriales; Cyphellophoraceae. The transcript has a single exon.
AUGCAAGCCAAGCUCAUCCUCGCUCUCGUGGCUUUGGCCGCUGCCGCCCCUCAGCCCCAAGGCUGGUCUGACUCCGGCUCCGGCUCCGGCUCCGGCUCCGGCUCCGGCUCCGGCUCCGGCUCUGGCUCUGGAUCCGGCGGUCUCGGCGAACAUGGCGGUGGCCAGGGCGGCCAAGGCGGUCAGGGUGGCUUCGGUGGGAACCACGGCGGUCAAGGUGGCUUCGGAGGAGGCAACGAGGGUGGCCAGGGCGGCUUCGGCGGCGACAAGGGUCCUCAUGGUGGCAGCGGUAGCGGUGGCGACAGCGGCAGCGGAGGCUGGGGUGACCACGGCGCACCCCCUGCUCCCCCUACCGGCGGCGAGCAGCCUCCACCACCACCAGCUUCUCCUCCCACCCCUCCUACCGGCGGCGAAAAGCCCCCGCCACCUCCUGCCUCUCCUCCCACACCUCCUACUGGUGGUGAGGCGCCCCCACCACCUCCGGCACCACCCGUCCAGCCUCCAACGGGUGGUGAGACGUCCCCGCCGCCUCCAGCACCCCCUGUCCAGCCUCCAACCGGUGGCGAGGGCGGAUGGGGUGACGUUCCCAGCGUGCCCGUUGUCAGCAGCACGACUUCUUGCACGACUCCCGUUGUCGUGACCAGCACCCCCGAGUCUACCUGGGCAGAUGUACCCUCCGUGCCUGCAAGCACCGUCCCAGAGACCUCUGUCCCGGCGACUUCGUCAGUGUGGGUUGAGGUUCCUCCCCCAUCUGCUCCUCCCGCACCUCCUGCGCCUCCUGCACCUCCUGCUUCUACUGCGCCCCCUGCGCCUCCGGUCCCGGCAACCACGCCCGUCUCGCCUUCGCAGCCUCAGCCUGAGCCAGUCAAGCCCUCUGAGCCUGCGGUCAGCACCUUCACUGGUGCCGCCGCUAUGCCCACCGCCGCCCUUCAGGCCGUGGGUGCCGGUCUGGCUCUUGCUUUGGCCGCACUGCUGUGA